CGUGUAGGGGAUUUUAGGUAGUUCCUGGCGUCCCAUGUUCAAGAAGUUGUGGAAAAAGGUUAAGAAGAGCCUUGGCAACCACCCCACAAGUAGGAAGGUCGAGGCGCCGAGGCUUGGGCCUCCUCAGCCCGAAAUUCUUAACUGCUCCAAACCCGCUAAACAACUGGUUCCGGCUGCAGCCAGCAACCACGAAAUGGCAUCGGCGACGGAGGCUGCAAGACCAGUAAGGUCAGCAGGAGCAUGCCCGUCAUAUGCAGCGAAAUCUGUUGUGGGCCAACGUAUGACUAUGGAAGACAGUUGGCAGGCAGUACCUGACUUGCUUGUAGUGCCAAAGUGGUGGACUUGCAAUGCACGAGAUCGCCUGCCGCCGAUGAUGAUAGCGCCAGCGGAAGGGGCAGGGGAUCCCCAGCCUACACAGCAACCAUGCCAGGAUAAAGGUCAUGGGGCUGUUACGAUGGCCUCAUCGGCAGUACCGAUUAUUUCUGGGGAAACUGAGCAGCCAUCCGCUAAUUCUGGGACAGCACAAGCGGUUUCGCGGCCUGUGCUGGACCCAAAGCUGCAAGCCGAAAAGCAUGGCAACGACCCGGUUACGGUACACUUCUUUGCUGUGUAUGAUGGUCACGGCGGGCCCGAUGUCGCAAAGCAUUGUGCAAAGAGCUUGCAUGAACAUCUGAAAGCGGUCGUGGGGGCCAGCGUCAAGUCAGAUGGCACAUCUAUUUCCGGCCCACAAGCCCCGGCACCGGCCCCCGCACCGAACGGCCCAUCGGAGACGGGAGAGCCGGCUGCAGCGGGCGAGCAGCAGCCAGCGGAGGUUUGGCCUGCCCAGUUGGCCCAAAACCGCAGUGCGCACGAGGUCGGUACAACAGCCGUCGUCUCGCUUGUUACCGCGCAGACUCUUUGGAUUGGGAACUGCGGUGACUCUCGAGCACUUCUCUGCAGAGAGCGUGAGGCUGUGGCGCUAAGCUUGGACCACAAAGCCACCCGCGUAGACGAAGUGUCUCGCGUGGAGCAGGCAGGCGGUUACGUGUGGUGGGACCGCGUCAUGGGAGAGCUGGCCGUAAGCAGAGCCAUUGGCGACCAUUGCCUGCGACCAUUCGUGAUCGCGGAGCCAGAGAUUACGUCGGUUCUGCGCCGGCCUGAAGACCAACUGCUCAUCAUGGCGAGCGACGGGCUUUGGGACGUUUUCACAAAUGAGGAGGCGCGCGCCCUGGCCCUGGAGAAAUUUAACGGUGAGCUACAACGCACAUCCAGCAGCAAGAUGGCGGUCAAAAAGGCCGCCAGUUCCUUAGCCAAGGCGGCGCUCGCGAAGGGCAGCCGCGACAACGUGACGGUUGUGGUUGUCGACAUGCGCCUCCAUGGCUACAAGUCCAGCCAUAACGGCACAAUGGUCCACAGCACAAGCGUCCCCGUAAACAACACUGGCACGCCUCGGUCAGGGCCGUCGCAGUCUGGAAGCGGGGGUUUGCUCGCGCCGGGAGAUCACCAACAGCAGCCGCAGCGACAGUCGCCGCAACACAUCGAGGCGUCCCCAAAAACACCCGUGGCCUCCGAUGCGGAUGACUGAAUGACUGACAUCUUGGUGCAAAAGGCAGGGACUUGGAUUCGUUAUAGUUGCGUUUGGCAGUGUGUUGCAAGGGUCGGCUCUGAGACUGUUUGGCAUGCAGCGCGCGCUGCAAAGCAAGAAGGCUGUGCAGGCGGUUCUGGCUUUUCUUGGCAUGUCGAUUGCAGGGAUGCUUACCUUAAGUGAGCGCUUACCAUUGCUAGUUUUGCGGUCUCGGGUGUCGGUGGGGAAAAACUUGGCGCCGGUGCAUGUUUCGUCGAUCGACAUUCCUAGCCCGCGCCAAAGCUCUGUCGGUGAUCGGUCGAGGGUGUUUGCCGACGUCCGCUGGAAUAAAGGGAUGGUUGGUCAAAACGCAAUGGCCAUCCCAACGUUCCGGAACGUUGCCAACAAAAGAGGCAAGAAGCAUGGUAGUACUGUUCGUGUG
Molecule: messenger RNA, 1985 nt
Organism: Volvox carteri f. nagariensis
Lineage: Eukaryota; Viridiplantae; Chlorophyta; Chlorophyceae; Chlamydomonadales; Volvocaceae
Exons: 9
Coding region: 35-1564 (509 amino acids)
Biological process (GO): protein dephosphorylation
Cellular component (GO): nucleus; cytosol
Molecular function (GO): cation binding; protein serine/threonine phosphatase activity
Source: RefSeq, a predicted model, not a curated record